AUGCAGUCCUCCCCAAACAUGCUCACUAAGUUCGAGUCGAAGUCCUCCAGAGCGAAGGGAAUCGCUUUCCAUCCCAAGCGGCCAUGGAUCUUAGUAUCGCUUCACUCGUCGACUAUCCAACUAUGGGAUUAUCGCAUGGGAACCCUCAUUGACCGUUUCGAAGAACACGAUGGCCCCGUUCGAGGCAUUGACUUCCAUCCUACACAACCCCUCUUCGUGUCCGGAGGCGAUGACUACAAGAUCAAAGUUUGGAACUAUCAAACGCGGAGAUGCCUUUUCACACUCAAUGGCCAUCUCGACUAUGUGCGCACAGUGUUCUUCCAUCCCGAGCUCCCUUGGAUCCUUUCCGCGUCGGACGAUCAGACAAUCCGGAUAUGGAACUGGCAGAACCGGUCACUGAUCUGUACGAUGACGGGUCACAAUCACUAUGUGAUGUGCGCGCAAUUUCACCCAACCGAGGACUUGAUUGCCUCCGCCUCCCUAGACCAGUCUGUCCGUAUCUGGGACAUCUCGGGCCUGCGGAAGAAGCACUCCGCGCCGACGACCAUGUCGUUCGAAGACCAGAUGGCUCGGGCCAACCCCAGUCAGGCAGACAUGUUCGGAAACACCGAUGCAGUUGUGAAGUUUGUCUUGGAGGGCCACGACCGAGGAGUCAACUGGGUGUCAUUCCACCCCACUCUGCCCCUUAUCGUCUCCGCGGGUGACGACCGCCUGAUAAAGUUAUGGAGGAUGAGUGAUACCAAAGCCUGGGAAGUCGAUACAUGUCGCGGUCAUUUCCAGAAUGCCUCAGCCUGUCUGUUCCACCCUCACCAAGAUCUGAUCCUCUCCGUCGGCGAAGAUAAAACAAUCAGAGCAUGGGACUUGAAUAAGAGAACCUCGGUCCAAUCGUUCAAGCGGGAUCUGGAUCGCUUCUGGGUUAUUGCUGCUCAUCCCGAAAUCAAUCUCUUUGCCGCGGGUCACGACACUGGUGUCAUGGUUUUCAAGUUGGAGCGCGAGAGGCCAGCUUCUGCGGUUUACCAGAAUCAGUUGUUCUACAUUACCAAGGAGAAGCAUGUCAAGUCGUAUGACUUCGCCAAGAAUGUCGAAUCCCCGCCGAUGCUCUCGUUGCGUAAGCUUGGUGCUCCCUGGGUGCCUCCACGAACGGUCUCGUACAACCCCGCUGAGCGUGCUAUCCUGGUUACUUCGCCAACAGAUGGUGGCGUGUACGAGCUGAUUCACCUCCCAAGGGAUGCUACUGGUGCCGUGGAACCAACCGACGUAAAACGUGGCCAAGCUUCCUCUGCUGUCUUCGUCGCGCGCAAUCGAUUCGCUGUUUUCAACCAAGCAAACCAGCAGGUGGACAUCAAGGACUUGAGCAACUCCACUACGAAGACUAUCAAACCUCCUCCAGGCACCACCGAUAUCUACUUUGGCGGUACCGGCUGUCUACUCUUUGUCACUCCCACCACCGUCGCUCUUUUCGAUAUCCAACAAAAGAAGCAGUUGGCUGAGUUGGCUGUCAGCGGCGUCAAAUACGUUGUCUGGUCCAACGAUGGCCUUUAUGCAGCUUUGCUCAGCAAACACAAUGUGACGAUUGUCACCAAAUCCCUUGAGCAAGUAAGUAGCUUGCACGAGACGAUUCGUAUCAAGAGCGCCGCCUGGGAUGACGCUGGCGUCCUUCUCUACUCCACCUUGAACCACGUUAAGUACUCUCUUCUUAAUGGUGACAAUGGCAUUAUCCGCACCCUCGACCAGACUGUUUAUCUCGUCAAGGUCAAGGGCCGGAACGUCUACUGCUUGGACCGCAGUGCCAAGCCCAGAAUUCUGGAAAUCGAUCCUACAGAGUACCGGUUCAAGCUGGCGCUGGUUAAGAGAAACUAUGAUGAGAUGCUCCAGAUCAUCAAGACAUCUAGUCUUGUCGGUCAAAGCAUCAUCUCAUACCUGCAGAAGAAGGGCUACCCAGAGAUUGCGCUGCAGUUCGUGCAGGACCCUCAGACCCGUUUCGAGCUCGCGCUGGAGUGCGGUAACCUUGACGUUGCCGUCGAGAUGGCUAGAGAGUUGGACCGCCCCAAUCUGUGGAGCCGACUCGGCACGGAAGCUCUGGCCCAUGGCAACCACCAGGUAGUGGAGAUGGCCUACCAAAAGCAGCGGAACUUCGACAAGCUGUCGUUCCUCUACUUGGCCACUGGUGACCAGGAGAAGCUUGGACGAAUGGCCAAGAUUGCUGAACAUCGUGGUGAUUUCACUUCCCGGUUCCAGAACGCCAUCUACCGUGGCGAUGUUGAGGAUAGGAUCCAGAUGUUCAAGGAGGUCGAUCUUUAUCCUCUGGCGUAUUUGACGGCAAAGACCCAUGGGUUGACCGAAGAGGCGGAGUCCAUCCUCGAGGCUUGCGGCCUCACGGAAGACCAGAUCACUCUGCCCACGGGCGACGGGAUCCCCCAGGUUCCCCAGCCUAUCGUGCCAACUUUCAAGUCGAACUGGCCCGUCAAGGCUGCUGCCCAUUCGUCGUUCGAGAAGGCGUUGCUCGGAGAGGUUGGCGCGGAUGAUGAAGCUGCGGCUAUUGGCUUUGAAGCUGAAGAGGAAGAGGAAGAGGCUGAGACCGCCGGCGAGCACCUUGAAGAUGAGGACGAGGACGUUGCUGGAUGGGACAUGGGAGACGAGAUUAAUGUCGAGGAAGAUGUUGACUUCGUUAAUGUGGACAGCGCUGAGGCGGGUGCUGGCAGCACUGAGGCCGACCUUUGGGCUCGCAACUCCCCUCUUGCCGCUGACCACGUCGCCGCUGGCUCCUUUGACACCGCUAUGCAGCUCCUCAACCGCCAGGUUGGCGCCGUAAACUUCGCGCCUCUCAAGCCACGUUUCUUGGAAGUAUAUAAGGCCUCUAAGACUUAUCUCCCAGCAACUCCCGGCCUGCCACCCCUGGUCAACUACGUUCGCCGGACUGUUGAGGAAACUGACUCGCGCAAGGUCCUCCCCGUUAUCGCGGAGGAUCUGGAGACCAUUGCCAACGUAGACCUGCAGGAAGGCUACGCUGCGAUGAGGGCUAACAAGCUCGAGGACGGCGUGAGAAUCUUCAAGGGCAUCUUGCACUCUCUCCUCGUGAACACUGUGUCGUCUGAGGCCGAGGUUGAACAGGCGAAGAAGAUCAUCGAGACCGCUCGGGAAUACAUCCUUGCGAUGUCGAUCGAAUUGGAGCGCCGUUCUGUUGGAACCGACACCCCAGAAAACCUCAAGAGAAGCCUCGAGCUUUCUGCUUACUUCACGAUCCCCAAGCUGGAGGUUGCGCAUCGCCAGCUGGCACUGAUGGCAGCAAUGAAGCUUGCCUUUGCCAACAAGAAUUACUCCUCAGCCCUCAGCUUUGCCAACCGGAUGUUGGCGAACGGUGGCUCCCCUAAGCUCCUUGAUCAGGCAAAGAAGAUCAAGACUCAGUGCGAGCGCAGCCCGCAGGAUAAGAUUGACAUCGAGUUCGACCAUUUUGCCGAGUUCGAUAUCUGCGCUGCUUCCCAUUCACCGAUCUAUAGCGGCUCCCCAAGCGUGUCGGAUCCUUUCACCGGCGCUAAGUAUCAUGAACAGUAUAAGGGCACCGUGUGUCGGAUAUCCGACGUGACCGAGAUCGGUGCGCCGGCUAGUGGAUUAAGGUUGUACGUUCCGGGCCAACAUUAA
Messenger RNA from Aspergillus oryzae RIB40, 3639 nucleotides. Its product is annotated as coatomer subunit alpha. Gene Ontology annotation, cellular component: COPI vesicle coat. The transcript has 8 exons. Gene Ontology annotation, biological process: intra-Golgi vesicle-mediated transport; endoplasmic reticulum to Golgi vesicle-mediated transport; retrograde vesicle-mediated transport, Golgi to endoplasmic reticulum. The record is from RefSeq and is a predicted model, not a curated record. Gene Ontology annotation, molecular function: protein binding; structural molecule activity. NCBI's taxonomy places the organism in Eukaryota, Fungi, Ascomycota, Eurotiomycetes, Eurotiales, Aspergillaceae. The coding region runs from base 1 to 3639 and encodes 1212 amino acids.